AAUUGAUGAUAACGUUGUAAGGUAUAGAUUUCUCGAAGUAUCACGACAGUUACUGAUUCGACGUAUCUGACAACACAUCAAAGAUGGCAAAGCAAGUUCGCCCUUUUGUAAUCAUUAUUUUAAUAGUUACAUCUACUAUUCUAUACUCAGAAUGUAGAUUACCAUCAAGGCUAUCCGCUACGAUUAGUACAAUGAUUAGUACUACUUCAACUCCAACGACGGGCAGCACCGCUACACCAACCCCACCGACGAGCAGCACCGCUACACCAACUCCACCGACGGGCAGCACCGCGUCACCAACCCCACCGACGGGUAGCACCGCUACACCAACCCCGCCGACGGGCAGCAGCCCCCCACCACCCCCGCCGACGGGCAGCAGCCCCCCACCACCCCCGCCGACGGGCAGCAGCCCCCCACCACCCCCGCCGACGGGCAGCAGCCCCCCACCACCCCCGCCGACGGGCAGCAGCCCCCCACCACCCCCGCCGACGGGCAGCAGCCCCCCACCACCCCCGCCGACGGGCAGCAGCCCCCCACCACCCCCGCCGACGGGCAGCAGCCCCCCACCACCCCCGCCGACGGGCAGCAGCCCCCCACCACCCCCGCCGACGGGCAGCAGCCCCCCACCACCCCCGCCGACGGGCAGCAGCCCCCCACCACCCCCGCCGACGGGCAGCAGCCCCCCACCACCCCCGCCGACGGGCAGCAGCCCCCCACCACCCCCGCCGACGGGCAGCAGCCCCCCACCACCCCCGCCGACGGGCAGCAGCCCCCCACCACCCCCGCCGACGGGCAGCAGCCCCCCACCACCCCCGCCGACGGGCAGCAGCCCCCCACCACCCCCGCCGACGGGCAGCAGCCCCCCACCACCCCCGCCGACGGGCAGCAGCCCCCCACCACCCCCGCCGACGGGCAGCAGCCCCCCACCACCCCCGCCGACGGGCAGCAGCCCCCCACCACCCCCGCCGACGGGCAGCAGCCCCCCACCACCCCCGCCGACGGGCAGCAGCCCCCCACCACCCCCGCCGACGGGCAGCAGCCCCCCACCACCCCCGCCGACGGGCAGCAGCCCCCCACCACCCCCGCCGACGGGCAGCAGCCCCCCACCACCCCCGCCGACGGGCAGCAGCCCCCCACCACCCCCGCCGACGGGCAGCAGCCCCCCACCACCCCCGCCGACGGGCAGCAGCCCCCCACCACCCCCGCCGACGGGCAGCAGCCCCCCACCACCCCCGCCGACGGGCAGCAGCCCCCCACCACCCCCGCCGACGGGCAGCAGCCCCCCACCACCCCCGCCGACGGGCAGCAGCCCCCCACCACCCCCGCCGACGGGCAGCAGCCCCCCACCACCCCCGCCGACGGGCAGCAGCCCCCCACCACCCCCGCCGACGGGCAGCAGCCCCCCACCACCCCCGCCGACGGGCAGCAGCCCCCCACCACCCCCGCCGACGGGCAGCAGCCCCCCACCACCCCCGCCGACGGGCAGCAGCCCCCCACCACCCCCGCCGACGGGCAGCAGCCCCCCACCACCCCCGCCGACGGGCAGCAGCCCCCCACCACCCCCGCCGACGGGCAGCAGCCCCCCACCACCCCCGCCGACGGGCAGCAGCCCCCCACCACCCCCGCCGACGGGCAGCAGCCCCCCACCACCCCCGCCGACGGGCAGCAGCCCCCCACCACCCCCGCCGACGGGCAGCAGCCCCCCACCACCCCCGCCGACGGGCAGCAGCCCCCCACCACCCCCGCCGACGGGCAGCAGCCCCCCACCACCCCCGCCGACGGGCAGCAGCCCCCCACCACCCCCGCCGACGGGCAGCAGCCCCCCACCACCCCCGCCGACGGGCAGCAGCCCCCCACCACCCCCGCCGACGGGCAGCAGCCCCCCACCACCCCCGCCGACGGGCAGCAGCCCCCCACCACCCCCGCCGACGGGCAGCAGCCCCCCACCACCCCCGCCGACGGGCAGCAGCCCCCCACCACCCCCGCCGACGGGCAGCAGCCCCCCACCACCCCCGCCGACGGGCAGCAGCCCCCCACCACCCCCGCCGACGGGCAGCAGCCCCCCACCACCCCCGCCGACGGGCAGCAGCCCCCCACCACCCCCGCCGACGGGCAGCAGCCCCCCACCACCCCCGCCGACGGGCAGCAGCCCCCCACCACCCCCGCCGACGGGCAGCAGCCCCCCACCACCCCCGCCGACGGGCAGCAGCCCCCCACCACCCCCGCCGACGGGCAGCAGCCCCCCACCACCCCCGCCGACGGGCAGCAGCCCCCCACCACCCCCGCCGACGGGCAGCAGCCCCCCACCACCCCCGCCGACGGGCAGCAGCCCCCCACCACCCCCGCCGACGGGCAGCAGCCCCCCACCACCCCCGCCGACGGGCAGCAGCCCCCCACCACCCCCGCCGACGGGCAGCAGCCCCCCACCACCCCCGCCGACGGGCAGCAGCCCCCCACCACCCCCGCCGACGGGCAGCAGCCCCCCACCACCCCCGCCGACGGGCAGCAGCCCCCCACCACCCCCGCCGACGGGCAGCAGCCCCCCACCACCCCCGCCGACGGGCAGCAGCCCCCCACCACCCCCGCCGACGGGCAGCAGCCCCCCACCACCCCCGCCGACGGGCAGCAGCCCCCCACCACCCCCGCCGACGGGCAGCAGCCCCCCACCACCCCCGCCGACGGGCAGCAGCCCCCCACCACCCCCGCCGACGGGCAGCAGCCCCCCACCACCCCCGCCGACGGGCAGCAGCCCCCCACCACCCCCGCCGACGGGCAGCAGCCCCCCACCACCCCCGCCGACGGGCAGCAGCCCCCCACCACCCCCGCCGACGGGCAGCAGCCCCCCACCACCCCCGCCGACGGGCAGCAGCCCCCCACCACCCCCGCCGACGGGCAGCAGCCCCCCACCACCCCCGCCGACGGGCAGCAGCCCCCCACCACCCCCGCCGACGGGCAGCAGCCCCCCACCACCCCCGCCGACGGGCAGCAGCCCCCCACCACCCCCGCCGACGGGCAGCAGCCCCCCACCACCCCCGCCGACGGGCAGCAGCCCCCCACCACCCCCGCCGACGGGCAGCAGCCCCCCACCACCCCCGCCGACGGGCAGCAGCCCCCCACCACCCCCGCCGACGGGCAGCAGCCCCCCACCACCCCCGCCGACGGGCAGCAGCCCCCCACCACCCCCGCCGACGGGCAGCAGCACUCCACCAACCCCGCCGACGGACAGCAGCACUCCAUCAACCCCACCGACGAGCAGCACCACUACACCAACCCCACCAUCGGACACGACGACGCAUAAGUACAAUAAUGCUAAUGUGAUAUCAGUUAAUACGGUAACUUUAACAUGGCUCAUGCUUUCGUGGGUGAUUAUUAAUUUUGAUACUCUUACUGGUUCUUAUUAAUUUUCAAACCAGGAACGUUGUAAUGGCAUUGUAUUGUGGUUUAAAACUAAAAAAUAUCUAAAACUAAAAAUCUUCAAGCAAGAAUCUAUGUUUAGAAGCUAAUGUAAAUAUAU
Molecule: messenger RNA, 3514 nt
Organism: Trachymyrmex septentrionalis
Lineage: Eukaryota; Metazoa; Arthropoda; Insecta; Hymenoptera; Formicidae
Product: basic proline-rich protein-like
Exons: 2
Coding region: 84-3401 (1105 amino acids)
Source: RefSeq, a predicted model, not a curated record